UUUUUCUCCUCCGCAGUCUUAUAUAUAUAUAUAGAUUUAAUCUAAACCUUACCAUAAGAAGCUAAAAGAUACCUCAUAUCAUAAACAUCAUAUUAAUUCCCCUUCUGAGUCAAAAGUUCUACCAAGAAAUCUAUACAAGUUUCUGCCAGCCGCCGGCAAUCCAUGGCUUCUUAAUUCACCGAAAAGACUAAACUACACUUUUGGUGAGAUAAAAAUGGAUAUGUCGAACUGGGAGCAGAAGAAUGUGCUAAGUGAGCUGGUUCAUGGGCUAAAGGCGGCAAAGCAGCUCCAAGCUGACCUGGGAACAUCUCCUUUUCCGCCACCGCCUUCCUUGUCUUCUUCUUAUUCUUCAUGUUUGACGACAGAGAUGAAGGAAAAUCUCUUACAUCAGAUCGUUUCUUCCUACGAGAAAGCUAUUUUGAUGCUAAACGGUCCCACCACAGUAUACAGUCCGACGGCGGAAAUGGUGAAUCUUGCAGCGGAUCCGGUAGCUAACACCGGUAAAGUUCCAGAGUCUCCUACUUCCAUUAACGGAAGUCCGACAAGUGAAGAGUUUCUUGAGGGAGGAUCCAAAGAUUACAAUUUGAGUUCUAAAAAGAGGAAGAUGUUGCCAAAGUGGACAGAGCAGGUGAGAAUCAGCCCAGAGAGAGGCUUAGAAGGACCUCAUGAUGAUGUCUUCAGCUGGAGAAAAUAUGGUCAGAAGGACAUUUUAGGCGCCAAAUAUCCAAGGAGUUAUUAUAGAUGUACAUUUCGUAACACACAGAAUUGUUGUGCCACGAAACAGGUCCAGAGAUCGGACGAUGAUCCGACGAUCUUCGAUUUGACAUACAAAGGAACACACACUUGCUCACAGGGAAUCCCACCUCGGGAGAGGCCGCGAGACAAUAAACCAGACACAACACUCGUAAAUUACCAAAAUAACCUUCUCGACAAUCUCAGGACCAAUCUUACUGUCCGUACCAACGGUCCGAUACAAAGCGACGGUUUCUCAUUCCCAGUUACGCCGCCGUUUUUCUCUUACGAGUCCGAUUUCGCCAACGGCGGUGGAACAUUUGGCCACCUUGGGAAUUCUGGUCCGUCGGAUUUUACCGGAUUGAUCUCCACUAAUACCUCAACAGGGAGUUCCCCGAUUUUCGACGUGGAUUUUCAGUUUGAUCCAACGGCCGAGAUUAACACUGGUCUCCACACAUUUCUCCAUGAUUCGGUUUAACUUUUUUGGUCUAAGAUUCGGUUUAACUUCAAUUAGGGGUUGAAUUAUUCCUUGAGAUUAUUAAAUAUAGUACAAAAUAAAGAUCAUUGUUUGAUAAAACAAUUUUUUCUAGUAGUUUGCUCACCACUAAUAUAUACAGUAUAUCAUCUAUAAAUU
Molecule: messenger RNA, 1366 nt
Organism: Eruca vesicaria subsp. sativa (arugula)
Lineage: Eukaryota; Viridiplantae; Streptophyta; Magnoliopsida; Brassicales; Brassicaceae
Source: the annotation of a GenBank genome assembly